CCGCAUUUUAGAAUAAGGUCAAUAUAGUAAAGUUAACCAGACUCGUUUAUUAAAUAAGUAAUAAUUUAAAGUUUUUUUCGCGGCUGUGCGUGAGCAGUCAGCUGCGAAAGGUAAUGCAAAAACAUACAAAUACCGGCAACUUAGAAAGCAAAAGCCGAAUCCCAGACAUUUUAGAAGAUUCAGAAACUACGGCCGGAUCCAUUUCGGCAAAAACGCAUGUCUCUGUGGGUCUGCAGUGGACGUGAGAUCGUCUGUAGGAGUGUUGACAGUUCUCGCGCGCACAGGGUCAGCAGUAGGAGCAGAGCGAGAGAAGAUUUUCCAAUCGAUGGCGAAUGUUUGGCGGAUACAAAAAAAAAAAAGUGUAAAAGGAUGAUAAUAUGUGCCACCACUAAAUAUAAUCGGACGGCCGUUAAUAUUCCUGGGCGGCACACCCAAGUAAAGUCUAUGUGUGGGAAGCACUGCUUACAAUAGCUAUUUAUAGUAAAUUAUAAUCGUAUUACUUAUUUCAAAUGGACCGUAUCAAUUGUUUAACAUACUAUACAUGUUAUUACAGUAAAUAUGUCAUAACUAAAGGUUGGUGUCUUGAUAACUUAGUUAGUUAUAGUAGUUGAUUUAAGACCCGUCAGACUCCCUCAGCAGUGUCCUAACAUUACUAAAACACAGCAAACGGUUAAAUUAGCCGUUUUUCCUCUUUCUGUUAAUACAGUUUAGCGUAAAAUGAAAAUUCUGCCUUAACUUGCUUCCCCGCACUUGACCCAAACAUUUUUUCUGCUGAACACAAAAAAAUAAAUAUUGAUGAGCCAGAGUUUAUGGUUGCCCUCGACGUCAACGUUCUGUUUAACCAUCAGUCUUUGGUUGUGAUUGAUUGCGUAGCUUGUUUCAUAUGCAAACAAGCAUCUGCAUCGGAAAACAAAAUGGCCUACAGGUUACCAUUUGGGUAAUCUCCAAGUGGUCAUAUUCUUUGUUGUAACUGGUAUAAAUCACUUUGGGUUUGGGUUACUUGAAGACUGACAGGUUAACAUCAAUGCUGAGGAACUGUCUCCAAUAAAGUCUUCUCCCUGUAAGGACUUUGGUCAGCUUAACUAGUUUAUGUAUUCGAGCAGGGGAGGCCAAACGUUUUCGAACGAAGGGCCAAAAACCAAAUGUCAAAGAUAAACAUACCAAACGAUUGUACAUUAAAGUUGCCAUGGGCAAUUUCCUAAUAUUUAAAAAUGAAUAGAAAACAUCACCUUUAAUCGUAUUAACUAACGCAGUCCAACUCUUUUAAAUGCAAUAAAAACAAUCAGUUUUUAACACAGUGGAGUUCGAUGCUGAAUAGACGAGUCGAGCAGAAUCUACCAAAGACUCAGCAUUGUCUCCUAUCCCUCAGGUCACACAUUUAAAGCAUUCUCAAACGGAGAAGCUCCUGCUGAAGCGACUAUAAAGAUGGAGUUUAUUAAAGAAGAAGACGUGAAGAUUGAAGAAACGUUCCUCGUCAAACAGGAGGAUCCUGAGGAACAAACAGGGAAAGAAACCACCUCCAUCCAAAUCAAGGUGAACGUAAUGAAAGGUCUGCUGGAGGAGUACAGCACAUCUCGAUGUCCCUCUACAGCGGGCUGUCCUGCUUUAGAGACUCCUCUGCGCCUUACGGACAGGCACUUCCCAUCGUUAGUACCUCAGACCGCUUCCCAGGGCAGCCGGACCAGACGACACUGCAAGGUCUGCCUUUCUGGGACACGCAAGGACAAGCGGAGGCGCCUGACUAAAUACAUGUGCUUGCAGUGCAACACUCCCUUGUGUGUUGUCCCGUGCUUUGAGGAGUACCACACACUGAAGCAUUAUUAAGCGUGUAACAAUAUGCGUCUCCUUUUUGUAUCAUACUUUUUUUUUUAGCAUGUAUGUAUAUAUUUUCCAUUCUCCAUUGUUAAGUAAAUUUGAAGUGUUUUGUAAAUUUUGCACAAAAACAACUCGCUGUACUUUACGAAAACAACAAGACGUGAUUUAUAAACUACAGCAAAUAAAGAAAUGUACUCAAACUUAAA
Molecule: messenger RNA, 2021 nt
Organism: Danio rerio (zebrafish)
Lineage: Eukaryota; Metazoa; Chordata; Actinopteri; Cypriniformes; Danionidae
Source: RefSeq, a predicted model, not a curated record